UACCCUCAGAUUCUGGCAUACGGAAGUCAUGUUUAAAAAGCUGCUCCCUACGUUAGUAGUCUCUCUUCUAGUUCUGGGGCCCAUUUUCUAUUUUUCACAGAUAAGUGAUAGACUGCGUACAUCCUUACCCAUUUUCCAUUCGCUCAAUAGCCGGGAAUGGGGCACAAAUGAGACAAUACAGGAAAACAAACAAGCGACAGAAGCGUUGCCGACUGCAUGCAGCCCUCGAAAAAAGUUUGUCUUCAUCAAAACCCACAAGACCGGUAGCUGCACUGCAGCGGUCAUUGUUCGCAGAUACGCCAUCUAUCACAACCUGACGGUACUGUACCCAGCCGUGGCCAGCGGGCCCAACAUGCUCGCCUGGCCAUUUCAACCCGCGGAAGAGGAUUACAUCCACACCCCAGACGAACAGUAUGAUGCAAUAGUGAACCACAUGCGGUACAAUAAAAUAUGGCUACGCUCCAAGUUCCCUGCCGAUACUGCCUACUUCUCCAUCAUCAGAGAGCCAACCGGUCAUUUGAAGACCGCCAUGAAUUACUACAGUCUCCCCAAGUUAAUGAAGAUCAAGUCUAAGAACCCUGUCCAGACGUUUCUGCAGGACCCGUGGAAGUACAAGGACCUGUCUGAGGCUUACUUUGACUUCUGUAACAUGACCUGGGACGGCACCAGGAACCACCAGGCGUUUGAUUUAGGAUACCCUACUAAGGCAGCUGACGACAUGGAACGAGCUCGAAAAUACAUCGGUGAGCUAGAAGCCGACUUCACCACAAUGUUAAUACUGGAACACCUGGACGAGUCUCUAGUUCUCCUCAGACGUCUGAUGUGCUGGGAGGUGCGAGACGUUCUGUACGACGUCGCACCGAAGAACAGCCGAAACUACUCCUACAAGAAAUACGUCCCCACCGCAGAGGAACUCGCCAACCUCCGCCGGUGGAAGGCCGUGGAUUACUUACUGUAUGACACGUUCAACGCCUCCUUGUGGAGAAAGAUUGCAGCACAGGGUCCGGAUUUCUAUAACGAACUUCGUUACUUCAAGGAGGUGAAUAAACGCGUCAGUACGUACUGUCAUGACAGGAAGAAAGGCGAACCCAACCUCACAGUGGUAGCGUCCAAGUGGAACUCAGAGUUUCAAGUAGACUCUUAUAUCUGCAUGCUCAUAAAGUCACCGGUAUCACCGCUUAUGAAGUAUAUACGAAAAGACACUCCUGACGGAAGAAAAGGGUAUGACAUUCUGCCACCUAGAUCAAACAUGAAAGCGAUCAUCCAGGGACAACCCACCUUCAAGUACACCAUUGAACGGAAAAAGUAUCUUGAGUCCAAAGCCCAUCGCAAGCGCAAGCGGAAACGCACAGGCAUCUAACACUUUAGCACUAACUGUCAGAUUAUGUGUCAAUAUUGUUUUGUCUCUAAUAGACUUUCCACCUGGAGAAAUUGAAGAUAGCUCUACUACCUCGACUUCCCAUGCAAUGAACGGGAAAAUGGACAGGUGAACAGUUAGAGGUGCUUCGAAUAUGUAGUUAAUGGACGGCAUAUGGUAUCGUGAUCGUAUAAUAAUUCAUACAUUUUGUACUUAAUAAACCCAUGGCCUGUUGUUUUCCAUGGCAAAUUAUUAUCCAAAGUGUGGUAUACAAUAUCAUUUUGCAAAAAUUCUCUAUUGUCACAAAUAAAGAAAUAAAUGAAUACGACAACUCAA
Molecule: messenger RNA, 1693 nt
Organism: Branchiostoma floridae (Florida lancelet)
Lineage: Eukaryota; Metazoa; Chordata; Leptocardii; Amphioxiformes; Branchiostomatidae
Product: galactosylceramide sulfotransferase-like
Exons: 7
Coding region: 29-1360 (443 amino acids)
Biological process (GO): glycolipid biosynthetic process
Cellular component (GO): membrane
Molecular function (GO): galactosylceramide sulfotransferase activity
Source: RefSeq, a predicted model, not a curated record